CGUUUGAGGCGCCGCGCCCCGCGCGCGCUCCCUGGCGGAACCUUUCAGCGAUGCGCUCGCGUUGCCAGCCCGGCGCGCCUCACGCAGACGCGCCGGUUCUUGGGGCUACUUCCGGCAGCCCCGCCCCGCCCAGCCCCCGGGCGUCUCCAUUUUGGUCUCGAGUGUAAAUACUCCCAGAACCAGCCCAAGAGAGGAGCCGAGUUAUAGCUACCACGGCCGCCGAGUCAGCUCACUGCACCACCCCUGCCCCCUUCUUUCCUCCAGACGCCGAAGUCGCGGGCGAUCAUGGCGGGCCUGGAGGUACUGUACGAAACGGCUGCGCCGGCCAUCACCUGCAAGCAGGACGCGCUCAUCUGCUUCUUGCAUUGGGAAGUGGUGACACACGGCUACUACGGCUUAGGUGUCGGUGACCAGCCGGGUCCCAAUGAUAAGAAGUCAGAACUGCUGCCAGCUGGAUGGAACAACAAUAAGGACCUGUAUGUUCUCCGGUAUGAGUCUAAGGAUGGGUCCAGGAAGCUCCUUGUGAAAGCUGUCACCGUGGAGAGCAGCAUGAUCCUCAAUGUGCUGGAAUAUGGCUCACAGCAAGUGGCAGACUUGACCCUGAAGUUGGAUGAUUAUAUCGAUGCAGAACACCUAGGUGACUUCCACAGGACCUACAAGAACAGUGAGGAGCUUCGGUCUCGUAUUGUGUCUGGAAUCAUCACACCUAUCCAUGAGCAGUGGGAGAAGGCUAGUGUAAGCAGUCCCCACCGAGAGUUCCCCCCUGCUACCGCCAGAGAGGUGGACCCACUCCGGAUUCCUCCACAUCACCCACACACCAGCCGGCAGCCUCCCUGGUGUGAUCCCCUGGGCCCAUUUGCUGUCGGGGGAGAAGACUUAGACCCUUUUGGGCGUCGGAGAGGUGGCAUGAUUGUGGAUCCCCUGAGAUCUGGCUUCCCAAGAGCACUUAUUGACCCAUCGUCAGGCCUCCCGAACCGGCUUCCUCCAGGCGCUGUGCCCCCAGGAGCUCGCUUUGACCCCUUUGGACCCAUUGGGACCAGCCCAUCUGGACCUAACCCAGACCAUCUCCCCCCGCCGGGCUUCGAUGACAUGUACCUGUGAAGGCCUCAAGAAUGUAACAUCCCAGGCUUCCCUCCACUCUCCUGGAGCUGCCACUGCUGUCCCCAUCAGCAACUGUGUUUUUGCGGGCUGAGGGCAAGGGAUUCUGCCCAUGUGUUUGCAAGCCAGCUGGGAUAGCCUCCCCACCCCUUAUCAGAGCCAAGGCACCAGCUGCACCUCUCCACCUGGCUGCAGAUAGGUCCCAAAGAGAAAUCAGUGUGUGUCUUUCACCACCAGCUCCUCCCCUUUGACCACCAGCUCCUCCCCACUUCCCAAGGGAGACUCCGGCAACCUCCAGCGACAUAUAUCCUUGACCAGAUGCAGUCCCAGUUGCAGCGCUAUAAGAACAGAACGCAUUUUGGAUGUUAUUAUUAAGAACCAAAUGUCAAUACAGAAUUCAUGUUGCCGGUUUCCCACUUUUCUUUUUACAUUAACGCAUAGCUCCUUCCAUUUAUAAGACUUUAGAGUCUGAGUUUCUGUGGGGCUGAAUGACCCCUUUUCCUACCCUUUGCCUAUUCUUGCUUAAUUCAGGCGCCUUCCUUUCAUUAAUUGCCAUUGCUCCUGACAUCACUAAGAUGGGUCCCCAUCUGGCUGCAUGGAUGGAAAUGAGUGACUGGAAAUCCCAUAGGCCACAAGAAUGACUUUCACAAGGGCAGGAACAUUGUGGAAAGACUGAAUCAUUCUGAUGAGGCAAAAUCCUCCAGCUAUUCCUGUCUGGGCCAGUUUUGUAGGUCCAUCUGUGCAUGGGCAGCAGUAGUCAAAAAGCUGAGGAAUAAACAGGACAGACCUGAAGGCUAAUCUUAUUUUUGCCACUAACUUAAUGAAUGACCCUAAGCGAGUCCCUUCUCCUCUUGGGCCUUGUGCCAAGCCUAUGAAAUUAGAGGUGGCUUUCCUUCUCUAAAGCAUUUUGAUGUCUCAUUCUGUGUUUGGUAACCGUAGAAACUGGGGCAGAGGCAAAGAAUGACAGUUCAAGGAGGUACUUGCCUUGAACCUUGUAUAGUUCUUGCCUAACUCUGGUUUUUGGACCCUGUGGGGCCCAGACAGAGCUGCCUUGAACCUUGUAUAGUUCUUGCCUAACUCUGUGUUUUUUGGACCCCACGGGGGCCAGACAGAGCACAGGAGCAUGGGCUACAUCUGAGUGUGGUGUUGAACUUCGGGAGGAGCAGGGAGCCCUGUGCCUUGUGACCCGGCCCACCUGACCUUUGGUGUUCUCCGGAUCCUUUUCAGCCCGAGGCCCGACAGACGAGGGCAGUGAUGAGCCCUGUUCUGGAAUGGAAAGAGCACGAUAGAGCACCAGGCUAAGAGGCACAAGAUCAAGGUGGUAGUCACUUCCGCUCUGCAGCUAGCAUUUCAACCAUAUGUGGGUCCUUUCACUUCUCAGCUCCUUGGAUUCCUUUCCCUAAAUUAGGACCUAUUACUUAUCUGUAGGUAAGCAGGCUACUGUACCUUUUCUGAGGUAUCUGCUAGGCUGUUUUCUGUAGCCUAAGAUUGCCUUUCUGUUUAGCAUGAGAACAGAUAGACGAAAACUAAACUGAUGCCUAGGCCCAGGGUCAGUCUCAGGUGGAAACUGGGCCUGGGUGGGAGGCUAGCAUGAGCAGCUCCCUGGGUAUUUCUGUCAGUCCUCGUGGCAAGCAGUGAUUUAGUAAAAGAUCCCAGAGGCAGGGAAGCCAACCACCUUGAAACCUUUAGAACAUCUGUGCUUUGGAGAGAGACCCAGAGAUCAAGCGGAGGUGCAGAUUCAAUCAUUACUUAUAACCUUCUUUGAGGGCUGACAAAUGGGAGGGAUGUUAGUUUUUGUUUUGGAAUUGGACCAUACUUGCAAUCAAAAGGACUUAGGGCAGUUUGCUCAUAAAAAUAUCAUUUAUUAUAAAAAGAAGUAUUUAAAGGAACAUCAGACUAGAGACCAUCAGACAGAAGCAGGGAAGGUAGAUAACUUUUAGAUCCUUGAUGUGAGGAAAAGAUAAAAUUUAAACAAUAAAUUUGCCACUUAGACUUUUUAGUAGCAAAGGUCAAAAAGAUAGUCAUAUACAAAAUUCUGUUUUCUGAAAACAGAAAAUUGUGAUUCACCUGCAGAAUCAGCCAUUUUUUUGUGUGAGUUUCCUUGCAUCAAGGACACUGAGAAACGCAGUUAUUGUCUUAGGUGUUCUAUGGGAGGAAGUGAAUGGAGCCUUUAGGAACUUCCUGGUCAAGCUGAUGGUGCUUAGUUUGGCCUGAGCCACUUCCCUCCUUCCAGUCAUGAGUAGUCAUCAAGCAGCAAAGUGGAAUGUUCAGGUGUAUAUUUUGUAGAACCCAAAAGAUUGGAGCCUUAACAAUAAACAUCAGUACUAAGUGA
Molecule: messenger RNA, 3430 nt
Organism: Sapajus apella (tufted capuchin)
Lineage: Eukaryota; Metazoa; Chordata; Mammalia; Primates; Cebidae
Gene: PSMF1
Product: proteasome inhibitor subunit 1
Exons: 7
Coding region: 286-1101 (271 amino acids)
Biological process (GO): proteasome-mediated ubiquitin-dependent protein catabolic process
Molecular function (GO): proteasome binding; endopeptidase inhibitor activity
Source: RefSeq, a predicted model, not a curated record